AUGUGUUUUCUUGUAAAUUGUUUGAAAAGGUUUAAGAGUUCACAACAAUGGUUAAGUCGUCAAAGGGCAGAUCCUUAUGUUGAAAAGGCUAAAAUACAUAAUUAUAGAUGCCGUAGCGCCUUUAAACUACUUGAAAUGAAUGAAAAGGCUAAUAUCCUGCAUCCUGGACAAACUGUUAUUGAUCUUGGUGCCUGUCCAGGCUCUUGGACGCAAGUGGCUGUGCAAAAGACCAAUGCCGAUGGAUCCGACUCAUCUAAACCCAAAGGAACAGUUUUGUCUAUAGACAAAUUACAAAUAUAUCCUAUUCAGGGAGCCACAAUAAUGAGUAAUAUGGAUUUUUCAACAAUCGAGGCACAUGAUAAAGUAAUAGAAGUUUUAAAUGGUAAGAAAGUGGAUUUGGUUCUGUCAGACAUGGCACCCAGUGCAACAGGAAUAAGGGAAUUAGAUAAAGAUAGAAUUAUAGGUCUUUGUUAUAUGGCUAUUAGAUUUGCAGCUCUUGUCACAAGAAUAGAUGGCAACUUAUUAUUUAAAGUAUGGGAUGGUAAAGAAGUGCCUAUACUAGAAAUGGAUUUAGAGAGAUUUUAUAAAAGCAUAAAGAUCAUGAAACCACAAGCCAGUAGAUCAGAUUCUUCAGAGAAGUUCAUUCUUGCUCGAGGUUUUAGAGGUAUUCAAAGGCCAUUAGAAAAUGGUCGCUGGGGA
Messenger RNA from Brenthis ino (lesser marbled fritillary), 699 nucleotides. The record is from the annotation of a GenBank genome assembly. NCBI's taxonomy places the organism in Eukaryota, Metazoa, Arthropoda, Insecta, Lepidoptera, Nymphalidae.